GGAUCACUAAGAUGCUUGGAAAUGGUAGAAGAGGAUAUGCUAAUUAAGCGCCUCGAUAACACUGAUACGUACACACAUGGCUGAUGUAGAGGUAUCUGUACUGUUCUUUGCCAAAAGUCGUGAGUUAGCUGGUAAAAAGACAGCUCAAAUCAUCGUCGAAAGUCCAACCAAUCUUCAACAAUUGAUCAGUACUAUUGUGAGCCAAUUUCCCAGUUUACAGAUAAUAGCUGAUAAUUUGGUGGUAUCCAUUAACGAGGACUACCUACAGGCCGGACAGGAAGUACACCUGAACACAGGGGAUGAGGUCGCUGUAAUCCCGCCUAUCAGUGGAGGGUAGGAAGUAUUGAACUGGCACUGAGCAUACAGGAUGGACCAUGUAGAGGUGACGGAGGACAGGAUCAGUACCGACAACACAACCAGACUGGUCUCCUCACCUUCAUGUGGAGCCAUCUCUGUCUUCAUUGGAACAACAAGAGACAACUUUGAUGGGAAGAAGGUCUUGCGGCUUGAGUAUGAAGCAUAUGUCCCCAUGGCCAAGAAAAAGAUGAUGGAGAUCUGUCAACAGAUCCGAGAUAAAUGGAACAUACACAGAAUAGCCAUGAUACAUCGGAUUGGGGUGGUACCAGUGGAGGAAGCUAGCAUAGUGAUAGCUGUAUCAUCGCCACACAGGAAAGAAAGUCUAGAAGCUGUUGGCUAUGCUAUCGACACUGUCAAGGCAGUGGUACCGAUAUGGAAAAAGGAGAUCUAUGGGGACGAAAGUUCAGCCUGGAAGGAAAACAAAGAGUGUGCAUGGAAAGAUACUUCCUGAUAUCAGACUUGUUUCAGUUGAGCUGUGUGACAAGUUCCAAGUCAUAAGACCUUAAUUGGAAUGUAUUAAGGAAGAUUUGAAAUUAUCAUUGGAGAAAUGUUAUAUUUACUAAAACAAUGUAUCUGAAAUAUUAAACAGAGAAAAAGUAAAUGUAUCCAGA
Messenger RNA from Pecten maximus, 968 nucleotides. Its product is annotated as molybdopterin synthase catalytic subunit-like. The transcript has 7 exons. Gene Ontology annotation, biological process: Mo-molybdopterin cofactor biosynthetic process. Gene Ontology annotation, molecular function: molybdopterin synthase activity. Bases 368 to 808 code for a protein of 146 amino acids. The record is from RefSeq and is a predicted model, not a curated record. Gene Ontology annotation, cellular component: cytosol. NCBI's taxonomy places the organism in Eukaryota, Metazoa, Mollusca, Bivalvia, Pectinida, Pectinidae.